Molecule: messenger RNA, 3945 nt
Organism: Linum trigynum
Lineage: Eukaryota; Viridiplantae; Streptophyta; Magnoliopsida; Malpighiales; Linaceae
Source: the annotation of a GenBank genome assembly
AUGUAUUGUUAACAUGCAUCUAUUGUAUUAAUACAUGCAUUUAUAUUAUGAUAAUUUAUUACAAUGCAACGAUUUAACAUUCACAACUUCCAAACGACCUCUUAGUCAUGUGCGGAUUAAGAGGUCGUUUGCUUUUGGUAUUUAGGUGCUGGAUUUUGGCUCAAAAUCCAACAUAUGUUGGACUUUAUAAUGAAUCCAUGUUUGUUGGCAUAUAAUGGAUUUUGUUUCAAUCUGUGGGGUCCACUAAUAUUGGAUUAUUUGGAGCUAAAAUCCGUGGGCCCCAUGGAUUAUAAAAUCCUACCUCUAUAGAUGGGAUUUUGGAAGAUAGAUAUAAUCCAUGAUGUUUAAUGACCGUGUUACUCCCACUCAUUUUGUGUAAUCCAAUUUUGCCCUAGGUUAUUAUUAUCUCUACUGAGGAAUUUUGUCUACACUCUCAUCUCACAAACUCUGUCUCUUCGUUGCCAAGGGAUUGCAACACAACAAAAAGCUCCGGCAACCCUUUCCAUCUCUCCCUAUGGGCCAAGAUCAGGUGACUAGGGGGGUCCCUUAGUCACAUGGCUAAGUGAAUCUAAGCCACUCAACCUCAUUAAAAUCCAAGGACUCCAACUAAUUCAAUUUAGUGAAGGACAAUGUGGUAACUGCAAUAUCAACAUUUCAAUAACUGAAAACACUAGCUCAUUCUUUCUUUCCUCGUUCUGUAUUUGUGUUUUUGGUUAAUUCUUUGGCUGGAUACAAUAAAUGCGUAGGCUAGUUCAUUAGUGGAGAGUAGAAAAAGCAAAAAAAGGCCAUCUUUUUCCACUCUGGUAGCUAGCUAUGUUCUUUUCCUGUUUGUUAGCACUUUUUAAACUUUGAUGCCUAAAGAUCUGAUUCCUUAUCCUUCCCAGUGUAAAGAUCUGAACGCCUUUUGCUGUAUGUAGCUCUGUUUAACUCUUUUACCCUGAAUGGUAGCUCUGCCUCUUUUAUUAUCAAACCACCAGGUCUAAUUCUGACUAGUAUGUCUAUAAGCAUGCUGUUUAUACAAUGCAGUAAAAAACAAACAUAACUUAUGUGUUGCAUCAUGCAUGUAGAUCAGAAAUGAUCGUCUUUGUGGUGUCCAACUGGAACUUUCCAUCAUUUACAGUAGUUAUUCCAUCUCCACAUGGUCCAGUGUCCUUUGUGUUCCCAACCUCUCCCCCACUGUCAAACCGGAGGGUAUUUGCAGGCAUAUCGAUACACUAACUAAUCUAGAAAACGACUCUUGGAACUGUGUUAGUGUUACCCCACAUUGCCAUGUGAUACCCACUGAAACGACUUUGUUUCCAUGAAACCAAGAGUUACAGUUUAUGAUAUAGGCAUAUAGCAAGACUGAAAGUUUUGACCUUUUUAACAAAAAGUUCUGGUCUUGUGAUACUACAGCACCAUUAAUAACAUGCAGAGCCCUGUUCCUAUCAGGUAGGAACUUUUCUGUAAAAUGGUGGUGUGUGAAUCUUACAGCAUCGACCCUUUAAUCACGGUGGAAAGUUAACUCGAGAUUUCAGGGGAUCUUGUAUAUUUUUUUCUUCUUCUUUCGUUGAUGAUAAUUCUCAGCAGCAGCAGCAUCAUCAUGAAUUUCAGCAUGUGAAGUCAUUAUCGAUUGUGUUUGUCGAAUUAGGAGAAUGUGGCUAUUAUUAGGGUUGUUGAUUUGGGGAAUAUGACCAAUAGAGAUGAUGGAUGAUUUAUUGGCAGGAACACAGGGGAGAUGACGGUGAACCCAGGAUUCAACGGUGGCGGGCCCGGGACGACAACCUACACCGGGUCCCCCAGCGCCGGACGCACCAGCAGCAGCGGCGGGGACGGUGAUGGCGAUGUGUUUGGGAUGAUAUUUGGGAGCGGGGCGGCGCCACCCACUACUGCUGCUGUUUCCGCCUCUUCAUUGUUUUUGUCCCUUUCGAUUAUUUUAAUUCUGUACACUGCUACUACGACCAACUAUUGGGGGCCUUCAUUCUCCUCCCUCCCGUUAUUAUCUUCAUUGUUGUAGAGACUGCAUAAUUUGGACUCUACAAAUGGGGGAAAAGGAAGAAGAAAAAAGUAUACGGAAAAAAAAAUACAAGGAACAAGAGAAAGUUCAUCUUCUUGAAUAUGUACAUAAAACAAGAUGACACAAAAAAAGAAAAUGAUUUAAGAUUACAAAGAUUAAUUGUUUCGGGUCGUUUUGAGAAUGUGAUUUGGAUCGUUGAUUCGUAGAAUUUAUAGCCAUAAAGAAAGUAAUGUUCUUUUUAUAAAACCAAAAGUAGAGAUUUUGAGCACCAAAUCAGAGGCCAGCUGAUAUGGUAGAUGUGACCCAAACAACACUUGAAAUGGAGCAUUUUGAUGUGAUCUGUUGAGUCGUUGUAUUUGUAGUCUGAUAAUUGUUAGUCCGGAACGAGCAAACACCCGAUUAAGAUAUGUGGUUUAAUGACCUUUUCUUCUUGUACAGUGUUGAAUGUUUGACUUUAGGUACGAUUCUCCAUGAUAUAUGACGAAAGCUGUUAAAUUGGUUGGGAUUAGGAAGCUAUCGUUGUCCAAUCUACACAUAAUAUAAUACACCGAAGGGAAAAACGGGAGCCCCAUUUCAAAUUUCCUGCAACGAGAGUGAAAGUAGGAAGGACAUUUUGGUCUUCACACUUACUUUUUUUAAUUCAUUAAAAAGACACGUAGUGAGAUUUGAACCAUGACCAUUUUAAGGAAAAGUAAGGAUCAUAACCAAUCACACUAAGUACAUUUGUUGCAUCUUUUUAAAUUAAAAAGAUAUAAUAGCAAAGAGGAAAAAAUCCUUCCCCCAUUUCAAAUUUCCUGCUCCAGGAGCGUUUGUAGGAAUGAUAGAAUAGGGAGUGUCAAUUUUUUCCUCUUUCCUCUGUGAAACGGGCCAACUUACCGUACAAAUGCGGAUUUAAACGGGUUCAAGAGUGUCAAUUUUUUCAUUAAGCCCUUUUAUUUCUCCGUGGUGAUAAAAUAUAUAUGAAGAGGCAAAAACAAUACUUCUUUUUAUUGCUAAAAAUAAAAAAUUUAACAAUAAACUAAUGCAUGGUAUCUAAUGGGCUAACCGCUAACCAUAAAAUAAAAGAGUUGAAUUGGUUUGACCUACACGGGAUUUGGCCAUCAAGUAAAACAAAUGAACAUCAUUGGUUUGACAUUCUAAAACAAGCUAUUUUCUCUGGCAUAAUAUAUUAUGCUAUUAUUUUAUAUCUUAGUGGCUAAAAUAUAAUGUAUUUUAAAGUUAUUCAAUGGUUCAACCUCGACCAACCCAAUUAGUCCAAUUUUUAUCAUUUCAAAUAUAUAUUAUAUAAUUAUUUGAUAUCAUAAUGAUCAAAUCAUAGUGUAUUUUAUAGGGAAUCGUUUGGUAUUUGUUAGUAAAAAACUAAACAGAAAGAUCUAUUUGGUUAUUUUAAACAUUAAAACGAUCCUAACAUUUUCAGUUCCUUUUGAAUUUCUAUGGUUUUAUUCCCGAAUAAGUGAUGUGCAAAUGGCGAAUUGCAGUCAUCUCUUUUCUUUCACUAUUUUUUAUUUUCAAAUAAAAAGUUUAAAAGUAAAGAAUAAUUAGAAUUUGGCAUGGGUCAAUCAAACAGGCUGCAUUUCAAGUUUUGGCCCCUUUUGAUCAAGUCUAAUUUAUAAUCACAUGGUUCCCUGAUACCCGAUAAAAAUCUCAAUCCAAACCAGUUUGGCAGGUGAGUCCGUGUUUACCACAAUUUUCUAGGGAUACGACAACGACGGUUCCUAUCCCAAAUCGUGUUGUUCGUUCUUUAUUUCCUUAGAUUUUAUCAUAGCCUGAAAAAAACCAGAAAGCACAAUGACGACAAGAUGAAAGUUUUAUAAACCAAAUUAAUCGGCCAACAGGCCGAGUAAAAGCUAGCAACGAUUGUGAGAUGCUCAUUUCCCGAAAACCGACGGGAUAGGCGAUUUUUUAUUCGAUUUUCUGGAAUUCAGUUUGUAUAAAUCUUACUCCACCUC